Messenger RNA from Salmo salar (Atlantic salmon), 1907 nucleotides. The record is from RefSeq and is a predicted model, not a curated record. Lineage: Eukaryota; Metazoa; Chordata; Actinopteri; Salmoniformes; Salmonidae.
AUGCUCUACAUACUGGUUGGUGUCAGCUUUGGGCUGAUGUGUGUUCUGCAAGUCACUCUGAACAUCUCCUUGCGUCUAGCCCACUCUAACUUCUUGGAGGAACAGAUAAAAUGGUUAGAGACCAGUUAUAACAACCUGACUGAAGAGAAAAAACAGCUACAGAUCAGUUACAACAACCUGACUAAUGAGAGAGACAAGUUCACUGAGCUGGAAUGGAGGAAGUUUAACUCCAGCUUGUACUACAUCUCCAACGAGUAUAAAACUUGGGAAGACAGCAGACGGGACUGUCUGAAAAGAGGAGCGGACCUGGCAGUCAUAAACAGUGACGGGGAACAGGUGUUUAUCAGUCAACUGAACACCAAGCCCUGGAUUGGUCUGACUGACAAGGAUUCUGAGGGGACCUGGAAAUGGGUGGACGGAACACCACUGACCACAGCGUAAGAGAUAGUAACGUUUUCUCAUAACAUCCUUUUUGAAAUGUAUUAUUAAACCAUCGCUUGACCAGACUCGGCACAGUCAAAGUAUUUUUAACACAUGAUUUGGGAUGAGUUGAAAUGUAACAUCAGUAUGGUUUGUAGGUUUUGGUUUACUAAAGAGCCUAAUGAUGGAGCUGUGAAUGGAGAGGACUGUGUCAGCCUUUAUUACCAUACCGAGUCUGUGUUGAAGAACUGGAAUGACCUAGCAUGCAGCACAGAGUUGAUGUGGAUCUGUGAGAUUGUAAAUGGCUGAUCCACAGACAAACAGACACACAGAUUCUGUAAAUACACCCAUGCAGGGAGACACACACUACACACACACUCACUCACACACACAGCUUUGACUUUUUAGGAGGUAAGAAUGUAUACACACCCUUAGAAAUAGCUUUUUACAUGUAUUCUUAUUUCUUGUUUAUAAUACAUUAAUUACAAAUGUUAUUUGGCAUUUUAAGUAUUUGCUUUACUGUUAUUAGCCGUUACUGGAUUGCAUUUUUUUUUUGUAUCGCUGUGGAACUAUUUUCACAAGUAUGUGGUACAUUUCCAUAACGCUUAGUACAAAACUCCAAACUGGUCACACUUGUAACGGAGCCGGUCUUUCAUUAAAAACCUGUCAUUGUGCAUUCAUUUGGAUUGUAAACAUCUCUCACCACAUAACCAUUGAUUCAAAAUAUAAGUUUAUUGUGAAAUGUAGUGAGAACAUUGGUUUAAUCACCAAAUCACAACAUAAUGAUACAGUAUCUUUUUAAUUGAGUCGUUUUAACUACUAGUUAAUCCAAUAGCAAACAAUACAAGAUAGGUGUUUCAAAUCGCCCUUAGAAGUGCUGAAAUUAAUAUGCUACAGUUCUGUAAAUUACAGUAGAUUACACAGUUUUCACAUUAGGCAAUACACUUACAUUACCCAACAAAAUUGACAGAAAUGUGUAGUCAAAGGUGUGAUCAAUGAAGACAUCCUCAACAAUCAGUCAUGCAAAAAAACAUAGGGGUACUGUCUGUAAUCAAAUGGAAGAAAUGAAAUGCAACAAAUUAAAUGAAUGAAAAUUAAACAUAACGUUUAGCAAGCUGUCACGUCCUGACCCUUGUAAGAGGUCAUUUUCUAUAGUAGAUGGGUCAGGGCGUGACAGGGGGUGUUUGGUUGGUUUUCUUGUUUUCUAUUUCUAGGUUUUGUGUUCUAGGUGUUCUAUUUCUAUGUUUUUUUGGGGGGUUGAUCUCCAAUUGGAAGCAGCUGGUCCUCGUUGCCUCUGAUUGGAGAUCAUAUUUAAGUAGGGGGGUUUUCCUUUUGGGUUUGUGGGUUGUUAAUUUUGAGUAGUGUGUUUUCCUCUCUGCGUCACGGUUUGUUUUUUGUAUUUCUAGUAUUUGGUGUAUUUCUAGUAUUUGGUGUAUUUCAGUAUUUGGUGUAUUGCAACGUUUCACUAUAAAUAAAAAGAUGUGGAA